Cooperia oncophora is the source of this 204-nucleotide messenger RNA. Lineage: Eukaryota; Metazoa; Nematoda; Chromadorea; Rhabditida; Trichostrongylidae. The record is from the annotation of a GenBank genome assembly.
AUGGAAAUAGCAUCUACACUGUCUCACAGCUCAAAAUCUUCCGUAACCGUCGUAUGUGAGAAAGAGGAGCCUCUACCUGCUCUAGGAGCGGAUAUUGGAGCGGCCGUUCGGAAGCAAUUUGAAAAGAGAGGAGUCAAAGUAUUGGUAAAGCAAUCUGUGAAGUGGUUCACAGGACAAAAUACACUUUAUUUUCCAAAAGGCUAA